Clupea harengus (Atlantic herring) is the source of this 2130-nucleotide messenger RNA. Its product is annotated as heparan sulfate glucosamine 3-O-sulfotransferase 3A1. The record is from RefSeq and is a predicted model, not a curated record. Gene Ontology annotation, molecular function: [heparan sulfate]-glucosamine 3-sulfotransferase activity. NCBI's taxonomy places the organism in Eukaryota, Metazoa, Chordata, Actinopteri, Clupeiformes, Clupeidae.
GAUACAGAAUGCCACACGUGUGGUAAGACAGUGUAGCUAAAGUUUACAGUAGUGUGACUUGGCAUUUUUUAUGACAGAUAAUUAAUUUAAUGCCCCACCACGUGUAAUUUUCCGGGGUAGGGAUGGAGGCGCCACCAACUUGCUGUAGUGUUAAGAAGUGAUCAAUUUCUUUGCUCGUGGAUGGGCGCCUCCGCGUAGUCUAACGUAUGGCUCGGGUUUCAUCCGACGCUCCUUCGGCAAAACUAUAAUUUAAUUUGUCUGUGCCUGUCUGCGUGCAUAACCGACUACUCUCCGGUAAUAAAACGCCAAUUAAGGAUCCUAUAUAAGGAUCACAGUGAGCGGUGGACGCUGGUGACGGUUAUUUUUGAGACAUCCGCGUGCGAAGUCUAAUCCACGGUGGAUGUGCCCGCGCGCUAUGUUGUCUUCUAUUUCUUGAUGGCAUUACCCGAGUAUGGCUGUCUAGCAUGGCCGUGGCUCCGGCACCAGCGACCCGUGGACCGCUAUGGCGUUUAGUCCUGUCCUUGCGGACCCCCUGUCCAGGAGCAUCUUUAAGAAAUUCGCGGUCAUGCUGUGCUCGCUCCUCACCACCCUGUACUUUCUGCACAGCCUUACCGACCGCUGCAGCACCAUGCCCUCUCCGGUUCGGGCUUCGGACCAAGUCGCCGGGCUCUUCGCUUCGGAUCUGCACGACCUGCGGUCGGUGAGAAGGAAAAGACUGCUUCAGAAAUGGAUAAGCAAGCCCGGCGCGAUCUACCGCCAGGCGGACAGGCAAGCCACUCGGUACGGAGGCGCGAUGUUCGCAGGCAGCGAGAGUCUCCGCGAGGAGCACGGAGGAGACGACGGCGCGCUACGGGUUGAGCUGUCGCUUCCUGGGUCCGUCUCGAACUUGGAUAUUUUGACGCGGGAUGUGGACAUGAGAACGGGCAGCCCAGGUAAGCUCAGUCCGCUGGGCGAGGGGACCAAGAAGCUGCCUCAAGCCAUUAUCAUCGGCGUGAAGAAGGGAGGGACGCGCGCACUGCUUGAGUUCCUCCGCGUGCAUCCCGACAUCAGGGCCGUCGGAGCGGAGCCGCACUUCUUCGACAGAAACUAUGACAACGGGCUGGAGUGGUACAGGGACCUGAUGCCCAAGACGCUGGAGGGCCAGAUCACCAUGGAGAAAACCCCCAGCUACUUCGUGACCCGCGAGGCUCCGGCGCGGAUCAGCGCCAUGUCCCGCGACACCAAGGUGAUCGUGGUGGUGCGGGACCCCGUGACGCGGGCCAUCUCCGACUACACGCAGACUCUGUCCAAGAAGCCCGACAUUCCCUCCUUCGAGAGCCUCACCUUCAAAAACAGGACUACGGGGCUCAUCGACACGUCCUGGAGCGCCAUCCAGAUCGGCAUCUACGCCAAGCACCUGGACAACUGGCUGCAGUACUUCCCCAUGGAGCAGAUCCUGUUCGUGAGCGGCGAGCGGCUCAUCAGCGACCCCGCCGGAGAGCUGGGCCGCGUGCAGGACUUCCUGGGCCUCAAGCGCAUCAUCACGGACAAACACUUCUACUUCAACCAGACCAAGGGCUUCCCCUGCCUCAAGAAGGCCGAGGGCAGCAGCAAGCCCCACUGCCUGGGCAAAACCAAAGGCCGCGUCCACCCCAACAUCGACCCCGAGGUGGUGCAGAGGCUGCGCGACUUCUACAGGCCCUUCAACAUGAAGUUCUACCAGAUGACGGGACGCAUAUUCGGGUGGGACGAUUGAUAUGCGCCUCGUGUUGCAUCUGCGGGAUUACUUCAAAAGGAACUGAACAAAAUAAUAUUAAAAAAAACUGUUGCACUGUCCUUACCACAAUCAGAAUAAGCACUAUGUCUAUGACUAUGAUGAAGGAUGUGAGAGGCUUUGGGUCUGUGACAGGGGGGAUGUGAGAGGCUCUGGGUCUGUGUCAGGGGGGAUGUGAGAGGCUCUGGGUCUGUGUCAGGGGGGAUGUGAGAGGCUCUGGGUGCAUGAAUGCAGGGAAGCAUAUGCAACGCAUCACUGUUCCAAUUCCAAUGAUCAUAAGAUAUGAAACCCUUCUCUCCCCACUCCCUUCAAGCGUGGCCAGCCUCUUAUUCAUGGGAAUAGACACCGAGUUGAAAGGAGUGUGUUUCAGUGUGUGU